GUUUACAAGUAGCAAGUAAGGAACCUUACAAGUAGAACAUUUUUCUGAAACUAUUUUAGUAGUAUUGCAGAAACACAUCAGAACGGACUUGUCCUUUGUAGAGUAAAAUCUAACGUCAGUGGUAAACAAAUUCUGUGUGUUAUAAUAAUUAUAACCGGAACUAAUUACAAAUAACUAAAUCGAACCUACCAUGGAAUUUAUAAAUCAAGUGGCUUUAGUUACUGGUGCAGCGUCUGGAAUCGGUUAUGCUUACACCAAGUACUUACUUCAAAAUAAUGUUAAGGUAGCGCUUUGUGACAUAAACAUCAAGCAAUGCCAAUCCGUUUCCAAUGAAUUUGCACAGAUCUUCGGCCACGAUAAAGUCUUAGCGUUACAUUGUGACGUCACUAACGAUGUGAUAUUUGAAAAUGCAUUCAAGUCGUGUAUAGACCACUUUAAGAGAUUGGACAUAGUCGUCAACAAUGCGGGAAUAUAUAACGAAACGAUGGAAAAGUGGGAGUCCACAAUUAACGUUAACUAUAACAGAAUGACUAUUACCCAGAAGAAAAACAGCUAUUAA
Molecule: messenger RNA, 559 nt
Organism: Adelges cooleyi (spruce gall adelgid)
Lineage: Eukaryota; Metazoa; Arthropoda; Insecta; Hemiptera; Adelgidae
Product: 15-hydroxyprostaglandin dehydrogenase [NAD(+)]-like
Exons: 5
Coding region: 191-559 (122 amino acids)
Cellular component (GO): cytoplasm
Molecular function (GO): oxidoreductase activity, acting on the CH-OH group of donors, NAD or NADP as acceptor
Source: RefSeq, a predicted model, not a curated record